AUGCCUCGCAGAGUACUCAUCGGGUUCGGUGUCGACGUGGACGCGGUAGCAGGAUGGCUCGGAUCGUACGGCGGCGAGGACUCCGUGUCAGACAUAUCCAGAGGCCUCUACUCUGGCGAAGUAGGCGUCCCGCGCCUUCUGAAGCUGUUCAAGAAGUAUGGCAUCAGGACAACGUGGUUCAUCCCAGGCAAGUCCUGCGUAGGCCAUAGUCUGGAGACGUUCCCUGAGCAGAUGGCAGCGGUACGCGAUGCAGGACACGAGAUCGGGCUGCACGGCUACUCGCAUGAGAACCCAGUGUCCAUGACCCUGGAGCAGCAGAAGGACAUCCUCGAUUACACGUACGACCUCCUGGCGAAGUUCAAUAACGGUGUCCCGCCGAAGGGAAGCGUCGCGCCGUGGUGGGAGACCAGUGCGGAAGGGACGAUGCUGCUUCUCGACAAGGGUAUUGAAUACGAUCAUUCGCAUAUGGCACACGACUCGCAAGCAUACUACCUCCGCGAUGAAGAUACCUGGACGAGGAUCGACUACAGCGGGAAGGCCGAGACCUGGAUGAAGCCUCUACAACGAGGAAACGUCACUGGAUUGGUCGAACUGCCUGCAAACUGGUAUCUGGACGACCUACCACCGAUGAUGUUCAUCAAGGGGAGCGCAAACUCACACGGUUGGGUCAACUCCCGAGACGUUGAGCAGCUCUGGAAGGACACCUUCACAUACUUGUACCGGGAAGAAGAAGACUUCAUCUUCCCCAUCACCAUACAUCCAGACGUCAGCGGUCGCCCGCACGUAUUGCUCAUGUUGGAGCGCUUCAUCGAGUGGGUCAACACUCAUGAGGACGUGCACUGGGUAUGCAUGAACGACAUGGCGAACGAGUUCCGAGCGAAGAACGCUCCUCCGGCCGGAGCACGGAUGCCGCGUGGCAUGGAGAGUGGUACCUCGCAAUAG
Rhodofomes roseus is the source of this 942-nucleotide messenger RNA. RefSeq lists its product as uncharacterized. NCBI's taxonomy places the organism in Eukaryota, Fungi, Basidiomycota, Agaricomycetes, Polyporales, Fomitopsidaceae. Gene Ontology annotation, biological process: carbohydrate metabolic process. Bases 1 to 942 code for a protein of 313 amino acids. The record is from RefSeq and is a predicted model, not a curated record. The transcript is spliced from 10 exons. Gene Ontology annotation, molecular function: hydrolase activity, acting on carbon-nitrogen (but not peptide) bonds.